UUGCAUGCACCCACGAGGCUUCCAGCCACAAAAACAUCACCAUCACCUUGUCUUUUAUCUCGUACAGGCAACAAUGGUGGCCUUAGAGGAUCAACUGAUCGUUUUUCUCUAAAAUCAUCUUUCUUUUCUCCUUCACUUCACCUCUUGAUUACUUCUUAUAAGCAUCAGCAGCAGCCCCUUGCAUCUGCUGCUCCAAGAUUCUCCAUGCGUUGUGCAGCCAAGCAAGCCUACAUUUGUAGAGAUUGCGGGUAUAUUUACAUUGACAGAAAACCAUUUGAAAAGCUUCCUGAUAAUUACUUCUUCCCUGUUUGUAGUGCUCCUAAAAGGAGAUUUAUGGAAUACAUGCCUGCUGUGGCAAAAAAUGACAACGACACAGAUGUUCGAAAAGCACGUAAAACACAGAUUCAGAGAGAUGAAGCAAUUGGAUAUGCAUGAUUCCUGACAACUGGGGAGCAUUGCCUAUCGCAGUCGUGGCUGGAGUUGUAGCUUGUUUAAAGAUCCUCAAGGUGGUAAUUUGGCGAUAAGACAAAAGCUUGAUGGGCUUGCAGCAUCCACAAAGUCAGAAAUUUGUGCAACAUCUCCUUCGACAAAUAGCAUCGCCUAAUAAUAAAAGGGGAGAGACAAACAUUUCAUUUCCUGAAGAUGAUCAUAUUGACCUAAAUUAGAUUAGAUUCCUUGGAGCUACAACAUUUGCAUUCCCACCAUAUGCCCAAUCCUCUGAGCUGUUUCGCCACCAUGUAUAUGCCUCUCAAAUCCUAACAUGAUUGUUAGUAAUCAUGAUUUAAUCCCUCAAGUCUUCAACCAUCAUCCAAGUACGUUCAUUGAUUGUAAACUGUAAUAGCAAUAUAACAGGAUAACUAUACAACCAGACAAAAUUGCUGAAAGGUCUCACAGAUGGGGGGGCAAGAUAAAUUAGUGAAAUAAUUUGAAGUUUGAUACGUUACAUGCCGUGGUUGGUUAUACAUGUAGCAAGUGAUCACACUUGCAAAA
Molecule: messenger RNA, 990 nt
Organism: Populus euphratica (Euphrates poplar)
Lineage: Eukaryota; Viridiplantae; Streptophyta; Magnoliopsida; Malpighiales; Salicaceae
Exons: 4
Molecular function (GO): iron ion binding
Source: RefSeq, a predicted model, not a curated record